Apis florea (little honeybee) is the source of this 3897-nucleotide messenger RNA. RefSeq names its product ecotropic viral integration site 5 (gene Evi5). Gene Ontology annotation, biological process: regulation of GTPase activity. The record is from RefSeq and is a predicted model, not a curated record. Lineage: Eukaryota; Metazoa; Arthropoda; Insecta; Hymenoptera; Apidae. Gene Ontology annotation, molecular function: GTPase activator activity; small GTPase binding.
AAAAAUUGUUGAAAAAUUGUACGUUGCGACAAGCAUUUUGCGGAAAAAUUAAAAGUAGUUGAACAAAUAGAGGACUGGAGGCUGAUUUCGAAUCCGAUUUUCGAUCAAAAGUUACUCGAGUGACGAGAAAAUUUCUCGAUGGUUCUUCGUGGUUUGCUGGCACCAGCGGCGGCGCGAUGGACACGAAAUAAAACAAGGGGUCAAGAGAAGCAGGCUGCCGGACAAUUAGGAUUAUCGCGUUAUGGACCGCAGGUGAUGAGUGUAUUGUGUUUAUGCACCACGGUACAUCAGACCGGUCAGAACAACAGCCAAACGAACAAAAUACUUCCAAACACACCGCCAAUCUCAUCUGAGGAAGAGAGUAUAAACUCGUUGCAGGAAAUACCCACCGACGAACUGGCUCUAUUAGCUAAGCUGGAGGAAGCCAAUAGGCUUAUCGAAUCGGAUGCAAAAUCGUUGAAUUCGCUCCAAAGCAAUCACAGUAGGAAAGGUUCUGACACAUCUCAAGUGUCUGUGGCGUCGGGGGGCAGCGGAGGAAAUGGCGAUGCUGCACCCCGACGCCACAAUUCAGCUGAUGGUGAAGAGAAUACAUGGACCCUAUGGGGUCACAUCGUCGCUGAUUGGGAUUAUCAUUGGAAGAAGAGGAAAGAAUUCGUCAAAGAAUUAGUGCGUCAAGGAAUACCUCAUCAUUUUAGAGGUAUUGUUUGGCAAUUAUUAAGUGGUGCUCAUGACUCUCCUGUGAAAAAGCAAUUUGCUGAAUAUAUCAAGGCUACGUCCGCAUGCGAAAGGAUAAUCAGAAGGGAUAUAGCCAGAACGUAUCCUGAGCAUGAUUUUUUUAAAGAAAAAGAUGGGCUUGGCCAGGAGAGUUUAUUUAACGUUAUGAAAGCGUAUAGCCUUCAUGAUCGUGAAGUGGGAUACUGUCAAGGUUCGGGAUUUAUUGUAGGAUUACUCCUUAUGCAGCAAAUGCCAGAAGAAGAAGCUUUCGCUGUACUGGUAGCGCUUAUGCAAGAGUAUCGUUUGCGAGACAUGUUCAAGCCGAGUAUGGCUGAAUUAGGGGUGUGCAUGUAUCAGCUAGAACAUUUAGUUGCUGACACGCAUCCCGAGUUACACGCUCAUUUUGCGGCUCAAGGUUUUCAUACAUCGAUGUACGCAUCGUCUUGGUUUCUUACGCUUUUUACCACAACGCUCAGUCUAUCGCUGGCCUGUCGCAUUUUUGACGUGUUUCUCUCUGAAGGCAUGGAAAUUAUUUUCAAAGUUGCACUGGCCAUGUUACAUUUAGGCAAGGAAGAUUUAUUAAGCUUGGACAUGGAAGGCAUGUUGAAGUUCUUUCAGAAACAAUUACCUGGAAGAGCAGAAAAAGAUCCUGAUGGCCUCAUGAAUCUUGCUUAUAGUAUGAAAAUAAAUCCAAAAAGAAUGAAGAAACUUGAGAAAGAUUAUACCGUGUUGAAAAUGAAAGAGCAAGAAGAGAUGAUUGAACUUCGUAGACUUAGAGCCGAGAAUAGGUUACUUAGACAAAGAACUGAACUUCUGGAAGCUGAAUCUGCAGAGUUGGCAGAUAGAUUAGUCAGGGGUCAAGUUUCCCGAGCAGAAGAGGAGGAAACUGCUUUCGUUGUACAAAGAGAAUUAGCAGCACUUCGACACACUCAUCUUGAAACCAGUCAUCAACUUGAACAAGCUCAUGAAGAAUUGAGAUCAUUGUCGCUUUUGCUAGAAGAAAAUGUGACAUCAAAGCAAUCCUCUUUGGAUGAAAUUUUAUUAAAACAGGAAGCAUUGUCGCAAAAAGAAGAAAUGAUACAAUGUUUACAAGAAGAAUUAGUGAAGGUUCGAUUAUACGAGGCAGAGAAUGAAGCGACGAUAAGAGAACUUAGAGCAAGAAUACAAGAAUUAGAAGAAGAUAAAAAAACGUUACGAGAAACAACACCGGAUAAUUCUGUUGCUCAUUUACAAGAAGAAUUGAUUGCAGUGAAACUAAGGGAAGCAGAGGCUAAUCUUUCUUUAAAGGAUCUUCGGCAAAGAGUAAUGGAAUUAAGCAGUGCCUGGCAAAGGCAUUUGCAAGAACAUCGUUCCGCCCAAACGCAACCAGCAAGUGAUUCUACGCCGAAGAAACUUCUGUUUUGGGAGAAUCGAGGACAUGAAGUGCAAAAAUAUGAAGAAGAUUUAAUGACAACCAGAAUUCGAGAAAUGGAAGCUUUAACCGAAGUAAAGGAGCUUAGACUUAAAGUCAUGGAGCUUGAAACUCAAGUGCAAGUUGCUACGAACCAAUUACGUCGACAAGACGAAGGUGGAAAAUUCAUUAAAGAUGAAUUAGAAGCUGCCUUAGCAAGAGAGAAAGAACUUACUACUAAAUUACGGGAGCAACAACAUAAAUAUUCCGAUUUAGAAUCAAAGAUGAAGGAUGAAGCUAUGAUGGCUAGGAUACGUGAUGCAGAGCAUGCGCAACAAGUAGCAGAACUCACGCAAAAAAUAUCUCUCCUUGAAUUAAAAAAUGAAGAGAUGCAUGCGGAAGGUGAGCUUAGGAAUAACUUGGAUGACAGUGAACGAGUCAGAGAAUUACAAGAUAAAGUUGCAGAAUUAAAAGCUGAGUUCCCUACGCCAAUCACCAGCCCGGAGACUGAGCCUUGGCGCUGGCUCGAGUAAGUCUUUAUCCAUCCGACAAUUCAUCUCAAUCUACAAUCAAGUGCUAUGAGAUUCAGAAAAACAUUAGAAUAACAAAUGUUUUUAUCUUUGAAUUUUGAUAUUCUAAUGUCUUUGGACUUUUCUUUGAUACCUACACAUUUGUUCCCCCAUUACCUCGAUUUCUUGUGCUGUCUUACAAUUGUACAUGUAGCAGAGCACUCAGUUUGAUUCUCAUUUGGUCAUGAGGCUAGAAAGUUGGAAGCAACGUUGGACAGGCCAUGGUGGACAAAAUGUAAGAAGUUUCAGUGUUGACACUGAAAGUGAAUUGGACGAGCGGGAUCUCAGAAUUUGUUUACAGGAUCAUAUCAAUGCGACUACACAAAACUCACCAGAGGUAUAGAAAUCCAUGUAUACCAGACAUUAGGCAGCUAAUUAUCUUUUGAACAUACACAGAAGUAUUCCAUUGGCAAAGCAAAUGGGACCUUUUCACGUUUCAUGAUCAUGCUUUUCGAUGUAGAAAACGACGAAUUAUAACGCACAUAGAAUUAUAAAUCAAGAACACAUAGAGAUAAUAGCGAUAUUAUGUUUUUAGUUAACGUGUAAUAUCACUAUAGCUCGUGAUAUAUUAACAGCAUAGUAGCGAUUAACUAGGUAUAAUCUGGUGGUCAUUAAUAACUCAAUAUAAAAUUAUCUGACCCGAAUCGAUUACUGCAAAUAGACUUCGAAAUAUUUGCAAACAUGCUCUUUUAACAUAUAAACAAAAUGAUAUUUAAAUAUCUCAAUCUCUCUUAUAAAUACUUUAUUCUGAUAAUCGUAUAGUGGUAAUACUAUGUUUGUGAUUUUUAUUACUUUAUCUUAAACUUCUAUUGAACCGGAAGCCAUCAUCGAUUCAUUCUAUUGAUUUUUAUGAUCAAUGAUACACAUUUCGAAGUCUGUUUACAAUCGACAAAUACUAUAGAUUAAAUAUAAUUAUGUGACGCAUAAACGACAUGUUUUUAUACGUAUUACGCAUUCUGUGUAUUUUUUGUAAUUUAAACCAAAUGUAAUUCCAUUUAAGGAAUUGUAUAUUGAAUAGAAUGAAAUCCGUCGUUGGGAAAAUUAAUAAAUUAUGAUUGUUUUUUGCGAAGGAAAGAAUGAGAGAAAAAGAAAUGAAAAGAAUUAACAAAAAACAUUUUUCCUGAUACGACGGUAUACUUAGAGUCUCAUUAAUGGGUCGCAGUAGCAUAUUACUCCGAUUGUAGAAUUCUACAGAAAAAUUAAAACAACAACAACAAAAUACAA